This is a messenger RNA of Drosophila navojoa, 864 nucleotides long. RefSeq names its product L-xylulose reductase. The record is from RefSeq and is a predicted model, not a curated record. Gene Ontology annotation, biological process: xylulose metabolic process; glucose metabolic process. Gene Ontology annotation, molecular function: carbonyl reductase (NADPH) activity; L-xylulose reductase (NADPH) activity. NCBI's taxonomy places the organism in Eukaryota, Metazoa, Arthropoda, Insecta, Diptera, Drosophilidae.
AACUUUGAGCAGUCUAAGAAAGCUAACGAGCGGCGAAGCAGAUCAAAAUUUUCCACACGCACUGAAAUACCUAUACAUAUAAGCAAUGUGGAGUGAUUUAAAGAACAAGGUGAUCCUGGUGACCGGCGCCGGGGCUGGCAUUGGUAAUGCUCUGGUCAAGCAGCUGGCCGCUGCGGGCGCCACGGUCAUUGCGGUGGCGCGCAGUGAGGCGCAGCUGAGGGAUUUGGUGGCCGUCGAUGAGCAGCACAUUAAGCCACUGUUGCUCGACUUGCGUGACUGGAACAAGGUGCGUGAGGACUUGUCCGCUGUGCCGCCGCUCGACGGCCUGGUUAACAAUGCGGGCGUGGCCAUUAUCAAACCCUUCGCCGAGCUGACCGAACAGGAUUUCGAUACGCAAUUCGAUGUAAACAUCAAGGCCGUCUUCAAUGUGACCCAGGCGCUGCUGCCCAAGCUACGCAAUGGCAGCUCCAUCGUCAACGUCUCCUCGAUUGCGGCAUCCCGCAGUUUUGCCGGCCACACCGCCUACAGUGCGACCAAAGCGGCACUGGACUCGCUGACCAAAUCUUUGGCCCUGGAGCUAGGCGAACGUCAGAUAAGAGUCAAUUCGGUUAAUCCCACCGUGGUGCUGACCAAAAUGGGCCGUGACAAUUGGUCCGAUCCGGCCAAGAGUGGGCCACUGCUGGCCCAUAUACCGCUGCAUCGCUUCUGUGAGGUGCAGGAGGUGGUCGAUGCCAUUGGCUAUCUGCUGAGCAGCAAGUCCAGCUUCGUGAAUGGCCACCACAUUAACCUGGAGGGCGGCUACUCCGUCUCCUAAACACGCACACACACACACACUUAUGGAUACUCACAUGCACAGAGAUACAC